Messenger RNA from Anguilla rostrata (American eel), 1686 nucleotides. Its product is annotated as vesicle transport protein GOT1B-like. The coding region runs from base 135 to 551 and encodes 138 amino acids. Gene Ontology annotation, cellular component: endoplasmic reticulum; membrane. Gene Ontology annotation, biological process: retrograde transport, endosome to Golgi; endoplasmic reticulum to Golgi vesicle-mediated transport. Lineage: Eukaryota; Metazoa; Chordata; Actinopteri; Anguilliformes; Anguillidae. The record is from RefSeq and is a predicted model, not a curated record. The transcript is spliced from 5 exons.
UUCCCAAGGCCAAUAACUGCUUCUGUUAUUUCGACGUCCUUGCGGAAGACGUGGCGGCUUGAGCGCUGGGCUGCAAAAGCAGUGAGAAUACUGUGUGAAGUUUCAAUGCAUCUUGCUGUUGAUCUGCUACAACCAUGAUUUCGCUAACGGACUCACAGAAAAUUGGAAUGGGGAUAACAGGCUUCGGCGUGUUUUUCCUGUUCUUCGGAAUGAUCCUGUUCUUUGACAAAGCACUCCUGGCAAUAGGAAAUAUCCUGUUUGUGGUCGGCCUGUCGUUCGUCAUCGGGCUGGAGCGCACCUUCAGGUUCUUCUUCCAGAAGCACAAGAUGAAGGCCACCAGCUUCUUCCUGGGCGGCGUGCUCGUGGUGCUGAUCGGCUGGCCCGUGGUGGGCAUGGUGCUGGAGAUCUACGGGUUCUUCCUCUUGUUCAGGGGCUUCUUUCCAGUGGUCGUAGGCUUCAUCAGGAGGAUACCCGUUCUGGGCUAUCUGCUAAACCUCCCAGGAAUCAGUGGGAUUGUGGACAAAGUUGGAGAAAGCAACAACAUGGUAUAACAGCGAUUGCAUGUACAUAUAUUUUUUUGUUCCGUUUUGAGAAGAUGUCUUUAUAAUAUUUAUAACGGUUUUCCUGAAACAGCCUCGUCCCCCUUUGGUCAGAUUAGGUCACGUUAUCCGAGCUUUACUUGGACCCUUUUUCCGUUUAAAGGGGAAAAAAAAAACGGAACUCUCCCCCCUCUUGUAGCCUUUUCCGAUUUUGCGCUGAGCAUCUGUUUCCUCGGUGAGGGAAGAGCCAUGCGCCCGGUUGCCAUAGGACACUACAUUUUAUUAUUAUUAUUAUUUUUUUUACUAAUAAGCAAAGGCCCAGGUGCAUGUUCUGCCAGGCACUUCUGUCUGUCUGUCUCUUUCUCACACACGCACAAUCACAAACGCACCAUGUACACUGUCUCUUAUAAACACAUCCUCAAAUGCGCAACACUUUAUCUCUCUCACACACACACCAUGUACACUCCGUCUGUUAUGAACACAAUCACAUGCGCACACCUUGUCUUUCUCUCACACACACACACACACACACACACCACGCAAUCCCCAUGUAGACUCACUGUCUCUUACAGACACCCCCUCUCUCUCACACACACACACACACACACACACACACACGUUCGCGCGCGCUGACAGUCCGGCGGAGGGUAUGACGCCAGACGAAGACCGACCCUCCGGACCGCGGGACAGAAACCGCCAAGUCCGCCGCGCGGAGCCGGACGCCCGCUACCGCUCGCUCCCUCGCUUCCCCUUCUCCGCGGAGAGACGCCGCUGACCGCACGCCCCACCCCAUCUGCCACGUUUGGGGCACCCAGCCCGGUCGCCGCCGCCGCCCCCCACCUUCACUAAAGCUGGACGGCGGACACGCACUCCUCUCCCAUGACCUCAAAUGCAGAGGGACGUGAUUUCAUUCUGCUUUUUAAAAAAAUAAAUAAUAAUGUCACACUUUUGUCUGUGUAAAGAAAAGAAAAAAAAAACGAACAGAGCCCGAGAGGUCAAGAAAAGAAUACGGUCUCACCUACUUUGUUACUGUGCAAGUUUUUUUUUUUUUGGUUGUAAAUACGCACUUGGAAAUUGAAGUGUAACACGUGUUUUUUCAGGACAAUCUCAAUAAACGCUUCUGGUCUCGGAUGUGGAGGCUUUUUUU